Messenger RNA from Sorex fumeus (smoky shrew), 1350 nucleotides. Its product is annotated as translation initiation factor IF-2-like. The coding region runs from base 1 to 1350 and encodes 449 amino acids. The transcript has 2 exons. NCBI's taxonomy places the organism in Eukaryota, Metazoa, Chordata, Mammalia, Eulipotyphla, Soricidae. The record is from RefSeq and is a predicted model, not a curated record.
AUGGCGCCAGCCACCACAAAGACGGCUGCACGACCUCCCGCCCGCGGCCAGCCAGGGCCGGCGACGACAGGGCCAGGGGCACCGAGACGCCGGGGUCAGUCAGUCAGGGCCGGCGACAGGGGUGCCCUAGAUGCGGGGCCAGUCAGUCAGGGCCGGCGGCGACGGGGCGCCUCAGACGCCGGGGUCAGUCAGUCAGUCAGGGCCGGCGACGACAGGGCCAGGGGCACCGAGACGCCAGGGUCAGUCAGGGCCGGCAACGACGGGGCGCCCCAGACGCAGGGGUCAGUCAGGGCCGGCGACGACAGGGCCAGGGGCACCGAGACGCCAGGGUCAGUCAGGGCCGGCAACGACGGGGCGCCCCAGACGCAGGGGUCAGUCAGGGCCGGCGACGACAGGGCCAGGGGCACCGAGACGCCGGGGUCAGUCAGUCAGGGCCGGCGCCCGGACGGGGCGCCCGAGAGAGACGCAGGGCGGGCGACAGGGCGGCGUUCUCCCCGGCCCCGAGUCCUGGGGUCGGUCGGCCGGGAGGCGGCGGGAGCGCAGAGACCCGACGCCCCGCGUCGCAACUGCCGUCCCGGCGGCGGCUCGGAGCUGGUCGGACACGGCUGCCUCGGCUCCGCCACCGGGAGCACUGCGAUGGGAGUUCUGGGACUCUCGCCCGGAGCCGCGGGGAGAAGGACACAAAGGGGGCGGCCGGCCCGGGCCGCCCCGGCGCGUGCAACAGGCGGAGCCGCGGGCGCGGGGUCGGGGCCGCCCGGGCUCGGGGCGGGCGGCGGGUGGGGCGGCCCCACCGGCGCGCGGACGGCGGCGGCCCGGCCGAGGGACGCCGCGCGGGCGCCGGGGAAUGGCGGUCGGAGCCCCGCGCCGCAGCGGCCGGGAGGUCACGCGUCACGCGCCGCGCCGGGGCCGCGGGCCGCCGCCUCGGGCCUCGGGGAGCCGCGUCCGGCCGCGCCCCGCCCCCACCCGCCGCCCGCGGCCGCUCACCUUCCGCGCCGCCGCGGCCCAGCAUGCCCGGCACGGCCGCCUCCGGGGCCUCGCGCUGCCGCCGCCGCGCAGGGCCUCGCCGCGCUCGCCCGGGGCCCGCACUGGGCGCUGCGCCGCGCCGGGCCGCCUCACCUCGCGCUCCCGGACCGGCUCCGCGCCGCCGCCGCCGCACGGCGGCCCGCGCGCUCUCAGACUCCGCCCUCUUGGGCCGCGCCGCGCGCCCGGGCCCCGCCCCCGCCAAGGCCGUCGCGCCCCGCCCCCUCCGGCCGCCGCCGCGCCUCAGACCCCGCCCCCUCCGGGGACCAGCGAGCCCAGCCAGACCCGCCCCCUCCGGGCACCAAGGCUCUCUGGCUCCGCCCCCUGUGA